This is a messenger RNA of Podarcis lilfordi (Lilford's wall lizard), 14470 nucleotides long. The record is from the annotation of a GenBank genome assembly. NCBI's taxonomy places the organism in Eukaryota, Metazoa, Chordata, Lepidosauria, Squamata, Lacertidae.
CACUCCUAGUCCCCAUUCCUUGACUGUUGACGGCUUCGUUGCGCGGCCAGGUACAGCAAGACUCUGGGCGCGCGUGGCGGACAGAGGGAGGAGCAGAGCGUGGUGGGGGUACUUUUAAGCAGGGGUAACAGCCCAUCUCCGACCGGGUGGGGGGAGAGAGAAAGCAGAUAUAAGGCAGGCAGGCAGAGGCUGUCCAACGUCCCGGCGGCUCCCUCUGCCUCCGUAGCCGCAGCCGGGACGCAGCUGGCAACAGCUGGCUCGCAACUUUCCGGACCCCUCGCAAGAAAGCUUAGAUCCGAAUCCAAUGGGCGCUGCAAGACCCUUGGCUUCUGACCAACUAUGAGCCGGCAGCGGCCCUUCUGGCUGCCUCCGCCUCUCUUCCUCUCAAAUCCCUUUUUCCGCAGCCAAGAUGCCGAGAGCGAGAACAGCAGCGAAGACUUGUUUUCAGACUUCGAGGGCUUCGACAACGAGAGCUCCUUCUCCCUAGACGACUGGGACGUGGACGACCUAGACGGUUUCGACAGCGGCGCGCGCUACGAAGGGGCGUCCCAGAGCAGCAGGGUGAGAGCGCUGCUCAUCAUGGCCUACUCGGUCAUCAUCUGCAUCUCGCUCUUCGGGAAUCUGCUGGUCUGCCACGUGGUGGUGAAGAACAAGAAGAUGCACACGGCCACCAGCCUCUUCAUCGCCAACCUGGCCGUGGCGGACAUCAUGAUCACCACCCUGAACACGCCCUUCACUUUGGUAAGAAAUGGUCACUGGAAGGGAACGCUCCCCUACUCACCCAGCCAGCAAGUUGCAGUGAGCAAGAAUAAGUUAUGUAGCUCCUGGCUGCAGGCUUAGAAUCAUAAAGGGCAUAGCACAAAAGGAAAGGGGAUUGGGAGGGAAGAGGGGGAAAAAACUCCAACCCAGAGGCUAGCUCUGAGUUGCAAAGUUCUUAUAAGUAUUCAGUCUGGCAGGGAAGGGCAACACCAGCUGCAUCUUCUCCAGUGGAUGGAUGAGACCAAGCUGGUUUCGCCCUCACCAUGAUGUUGCUCCUUGGGAAGAGUAAUUCCUUUUGUAGAUCUAAAUCUGAACAAGCUAGCAGCAGCUGGGUUAUCAGGUCUUAGAAUUGUUAGCCCACAGCAUUUAACAUUGUGUUGGCUCCCAAACAGGGCUCAGUCCCAAGACAGGAGACAAAAUAACAGGGGCAAGAGUUCCUCUGAUGGUAUGCAGAGUGCCUUCCCUCCUCUUUCCAAAUGGCUGCUCCAAACUGCACACCGAAUCUCUGUGCUGGUGCCAGCCUCCAGCAAAAAGCUCUGCACACCAUGUAAAGCAUAUAAGAGUUAAUCAAUAAUUUUUAUCUGUCUGUGCAAUUGCUCCAAUUUAAGUCUCAAGGUUAAGCAAGUUUAUCAGAAAGUAUUGCAGCACCUUAAAGCUGAUGAAUGUACUGAACAGGCAUAAACUUUUGCUUGUCUUUGCUGUUUUUGCAGGAAUAGACUGAUGGGGGGGGGCAUACCUCUAUCCUAACCAGGAGUCAGUUUCCUUCUUUGAAAGCCUUUGGGGGCUCGCUCGUACCCCUCUUUAAGAAGCCCUACCCCAAUCCCAGAAGCCAAAGGAGAACAGUCUAGUCCAGUGUUUCUCAAACUUGGAUCUCCAGCUGUUUUUGGACUACAACUCCCAUCAUCCCUAGCUUGCAGGGACUAUGGAAAUUGUAGUCCAGAAACAGCUGAAGACCCAAGUUUGGGAAAUACUGGCUCUAGGGUUAUUCAACAAGGAGUGAACAGCAAACUUCAUUUUGAAAAUAAAAUAAAAUGACAACCCCCCUCAGGACCCUCGCACCUCCCAUCCUUCACAACUAUGCCACUUUUUGAGAACUAAGCUCCAGCAGGCUUCUAUUAAGUUUAUUUACUUACUAUAUUUAUAUCCUACCUUUCCUCCAAGUAGCCCAAUGUGUGGACGGACGUAUUCCCAUUUUAUCCUCAUAGCAACCCUGUGAGGUAGGUUAGGCUGAGAGACAGUGACUGGCCCCCAAAGUCCUAGCCCAGGACGCUAACAACCUUACCAACACUGGCUGUCUAGUUCUGGCUAUGGUUCUCAAUUUCUUACAAUGUGUGCAGGUUGUUGGUAUGUGUGUACUGGAUUUCAACUUCCUGCUGUAGUUUUAUCUGCUGGCUGGGCACAGUGUGUCUGUCUAUAAGAACGUAAGAACAGCUUGCCUAUCUAGUCCAACAUCCUGUUCUCACAGUGACCAAUCAGUUUCCUCCUUGGGAAACAUGCAAGCAGGAGUUGAGCACAAGAGCAAACUCUUCCCUCUUGUGGUUUCCAGCAACUGGUAUUCAGAAGCAUUGCUGCCUCUGACUGCGGUGGCAGAGCAUGGCCACUGAUAGUUACCGUAGUAGCCAUUGGUAGUCCUCCAUGAAUUCGUCUAAUCCUUUUCUAAAGAUAUCCAUGUUGGGGGCCAUCACUGCCUCCUGUGGGAGAGAGUUCCACAGUUUCACUAUGUGCUGAGUGAAUUAUCUGCCCUGAAUCUGCCAAUGUUCAGCUUUGUUGGGUGUCCACGAGUUUUAGCAUUAUGAUGAGAGAGGGAGAAAAUCGUUACUUUCUCCAUGCCAUGUGUAGUUUUAUAAACUUCUAUCAUGUCGCCUCUUCCUCACCUUUUCUCUAAAUGAAAAAGUCCCUAACUCUCCAUCUGCUUGAUCAUUCUAGUUGCUCUUUUUCUGAACCCUUUUCCAACUCUACAAUAUCCUUUUUUAGUUGAGGCAACCAGAACUGAACACGGUACUUUGUGGGGAUCAUUGGGGACUCUGCUUUCUCCUUCUCUUCAUUCAGAGAACUGUUAUCUAUUCCUGCUCUUUGCUUCCUGUGACUUAACCAAUUCCUGACCCACAAAAGGACCUCUCCACACUAGCACAGUGUGUCAGAAUGUCUUGGUUUAUAGCGCCAUCAGGGCAGGACUUUGGGGCAGAAGCACUGGGUCCUGCUCAGCAGAAUUGGGGGGGGGGGGGAGGAGAGCAGAUGCAGUUGGACUGCCUUGCCACAUGUUUGGUGUGAGUGAAGUUACACACAUUUAAAAAGCCACCCACCCAUCAUAUGACCAUUAAGUCCUGAGUCUAAAAUUACCAAAGUGCAUUUCUAGGGUGUGCUUAAGCUUCUGUAUAUUUUAAACCUUUUAAACUUCUGCAAAUGCUAUUAUUUUGGAAUGCCGUGUAUAGUCAUGUACAGCCUCCAACUGUGCGAGAGUAUGAUUUCACAGGGGAAUAAGAGGGAAGGUGUACAUUUAUUAUUUAUUUAUUUACAUUUUCCUCCCAACUUUCCUCCCAAGGAGCUCAAGGUAGCAUAAAUGCCGUCAUUCCUUUCCAUGCUAUCCUUGGAACGACCCUGUGAGGUAGGUUAAGCCAAAAGAAAGUGACUGGCUCAAGGUCACAUCUAGUGAGCUUCGUGGCAGAGUGGGGAUUCGAACCCUGGUCUCCCAGGUCUUAGUGCAGCACUCAAACCGCUGCACCAGCACUGGCUGGCCUUAUUUCUCUUCUGGUAAUAAGCAUUUGGAGUUUUUGUUCCUGAUCCAGCAGGGACUUGCUCUGUUCUCUACUGGACCACCACUAUUUGUGCACAAAGUUAAAACUCCCCCCCAGUAUUGGGGCAAAGGAGAAUGUAUACCAUUCACGUCUCUAGAAAAUGAAGGAACUUCCUGUCCCUUCUCAGUGCAACAAAAAUGGUGCUCAGUUCUUUCAAUCAGUUUUCAGUAAUGAUGUAGUUAUCCCACACUUCCUCCAUAGAGCAGAGGGUAACAUACAUAAGUCCCCCCCCUUUCCUUUUUAAAAAUAAUCCUCACAACAAACCUGUGAGGUAGGUUAGGUGGGAGAGAUUGAAGGACUGUUGCUCCAGGUAAAGCAUCUUCCUUGCAAGCAGACGUUCCCAGGUUCCGUCCCCAGCAUGGCCAGGUAAGGGGAGGAGAGACUAUCUCUGGAAACCUGGAGAGCCACUGCUGGUCUAUGUAUACAGUACUGAGGAGGAUGGACCAAUGGUCUGACUUCAUCCAUAAUUUAAAAUAUAUAAAAAAUUUAAACCACUACAGAAUAAAUUAAAACAAAUUAAAACUUUCUAAUCAUCUGGAUAGGCUUGUCUAAAUAAGAAUGUCUUCAGCAGGCACCAAAGAGAGUACAGUGAAGGCACGUGUCUGAUAUCAACUGCAAAUCUAACCCUAAAUCACAUAUUCACCACCACCCACUCUCCUUACUUAAAGUACUUUAGCUUGAUACUGGGCUUGGAGAGGUGUGCAGAUAGAUGACUCUUCUCUGACAGCUCCUGAAACAGCUCCUGACCGAACAGAAGAAACUAGUCGUCCCCCCGUCCCCCAAAGUAAUGUUAGUUUGGGAAAUGUUUUGAAAACACAGUGUACAAUCCACUGGGAAAAUCUCUUGUACCAUCCCAAAUGGAUUGUGGCCCCAUUUCCUCACAGACACUUUCACAAUUGGCCUCAGGGCCAGUCCACCCAUGAGUCAAAGUGAGGUGACUGCCUCAGGUGGCAGAAUCCCCAGGGGCAGCAGAUCCCAAUGCUGAUCUUUAUUCCCCUCUUGUUCCUGAUGUAGAUCUUCACUUAUCCCUUCUUCCCUGGCUGGAAGCAGGGUGCUGUUUUGUACUUCGUUUGAGGUGCCCAGAAGUCUUUGGCUGGCCUUGGUUGGUGUGAUGAAAGUCUUCUGCCCUUGUUUACAACAAUUCAUGCAGUUCAAUGGGAAUUGUACCCUAAAAGGGAAGCUUUGGUAACUCGUUUUCAAUUUUGCAUCUGGUGUGUGUGUAUUGAUGGGGGGUUGUAUGACAGGUUCACCUGUCUGCCAAUCUAUCUCACUAUACAGUGCUCUUGUAAGGAUACACUGAAGAGGAACUAUGAAUCCUAUGUUCCUUGGUCUGACGAAGUGGCUAGGGUUUGAGGCUAAGACCUGGGUUCAAAUCUCCACUCAGCUAUGAAGCUUUCACUGGGUAACCUUGGGGGCUAGUCACACUGCCUAUCAGCCUAACCUACCACACGGGGUUGCUUUGGAGAUUAAAUGAGGAGGAGGCCUCUGAAAGCCCCUGGAGCUCACUGGAGGAAAAGGUGGGAUAUAAAUGCAAUAAAACAAACAAACAAACAAACAACCAACUAGGAGUGCUUCCACAUGGGUGUCUACUGUGGGAUGUGUCCUCAGAUAUGCAAAUAUUUUGUACACCCACAUGGUGUGUCUAUUACCCCCCUCCAAAAAAAUAAUAAUAAUCCAGGUUUGCCCUUUCUAGUAAGAUUCUGAUAAUGUGAAAAAACAUUUUGCCAGCAACCCAUUUACGAUAUCUGAAUGAUCCGUUAUGAUAUUAAGCUCCUGUUUGGGGGAGGGGGGGAAACCCCUUCACUUUAAUCCACAUUUGGGAUGAUUUACAAACUGCCUGCUAUACUUUUCUAGGUCCGAUUUGUUAGCAGAACCUGGGUUUUUGGAAAGCAGAUGUGCCACGUGAGCCGGUUCGUUCAGUAUUGCUCUGUCCAUGUGUCUGUGCUGACUCUGACAGCUAUUGCUCUGGACCGCCAUCAGGUAGAGUAUCGUUUUUUUAAAUCCCAAUACUUUACAAAGAGAAUAUGAAAUCUGCACCAAGAGAAUGCAGAUUCCACAAUCAGAAUUAAUAAUGCACUUUAAAAGCUGGGAGAAACAGAAUGGCCUGCUAAUGGCAGGUAAGAAGGAACACUGAACGUUGCUUGGGCAGGUAGGUGGGACACUGGAACAGUCGAUGUCAGCCUGUGCUGGCCUUCCAAGACAAGUGUAUAAAGGCAUUCUCACGUAUCAGCUGACAGCCAGUUUUUCUGGUGUUUCCCGGAAUGUCUUUCAAACAUAACACUGGCUGGAAUGGGCUUAUGUUGUUGUUUUUUAAAUGGGCCUCAGAUUUGACCAAUAAUGGCUACCAGCCUUGAUUGCUUAAAAAGAGGAUUAGACAAAUUCAUGGAAUAACUACUGCCCUGGCUCCACCGUCAGAGGCAGCAACGCUUCUGAAUGCUACUUGAUAGAGUUGGAACAGAGAGCUGCUCCUGUGCUCAAAUCCUGCUUGUGGGUUUCCCACAGGUAUCUGGGUGGCUAGUAAGAUAACCGGAUGCUGGAACAGAUGAGCCAUGGCCCUGAUCUAGCAGGCUCUUCAUUUGUCCUUAUGUUCAUGAAAUAAUAUACUAAGCAAAUUCAAAGUGGGAGCAAGUAAACAUCACCCAUACUCUGAAAGGGAGAAGCACUUGUGCCCAUAUCUGCAAUAACCCUGCCACCGCCAACCUCAGUUGCAGAGACCAUUUUCAGCAGCUCGCAAGACCUUUUGCAAAAACAAACAAAGCCUCUUUUCACCUCUGUUUUGACUCAGCCCACUUUAUUACAUGAGAUUGAGUCCUAUUGAUCUCCAUAAGACAUAGGAAUAUGUUUGUGAGUCAAGGCCUGUACAGUGGUACCUCGGGUUAAGUACUUAAUUCGUUCCGGAGGUCUGUUCUUAACCUGAAACUGUUCUUAACCUGAAGCACCACUUUAGCUAAUGGGGCCUCCCACUGCUGCUGGGCAAAGUUCUUAACCCGAGGUGCUAUUUCUGGGUUAGCAGAGUCUGUAACCUGAAGCGUCUGUAACCUGAAGCGUAUGUAACCCGAGGUACCACUGUAUGAGGAUUUACAACCUUAUUCAUUCUGUGACUUCCUUAGGUCAUCGUGCAUCCACUGAGGCCUCGAAUGUCCAUUGUGAAAGGAAGGAUCUGCAUUGCUGUCAUCUGGUUAAUGGCAAGCUGUUUCUCCCUGCCCCAUGCCAUCUACCAGAAGCUGAUGUGGCUUUCUAUGGGGUAAGAGAAAUAAAAAAGACACAUCAUUAAAAGGGGCACCCGCUGCAUUAUUUGUCGCUGCAAAUAUUACAAAUGAUGCCUGGAGAGAUGGGAAGGUACUGCAGAGGAAAUUUAUUUGAAGGGUUCAGCUCUGACAAUGCUGCUGCUGUCUUUUAGCUGCUUCUUUAGGUGUCCAUGCUCUACUUGGGAAACAUUCAAACCAUACCUUUAAAACACUGUGAUACCACUUAAACAGCCACGGCUUUCCCUAAAGAUUUAUGGGACUUGGAGUUUGUUUAAGGGUGCUGAGAAUUGUGAUGAGGCCCCUAUUCCCCUCACAGAAUUGCAGUUCUCAGAGUGGUUUAACAGCUGAUCCUUCUUCACAGGGAACUCUGGUACUGUAGCUCUGUGAAGGGAAUAGAGGAUUUCCUAACAAUACUCAGUGCCCUAAAACAAAACAAAACAAAAUUACAGCUCCCGGGAUUCUCCGGGGGAAGCCAUGACUGUUUUAAAUGUUAUGUUGUGAAGGUGGCUUUGGUGUUCCCCAGAACCGCUUCCCUCCCUCCAUACAAAGGCUGAUAAACCUUUUAAAAAAACCCUUCUAAGUUGCUUCCAAAGUUCCCCACUUCCCCUUAGCUUAGAAAGAGACCACACAUUUGGUAAGUUAAAAAUGGCUUCCUUACAAACUCUUCAAAAUGCCAUAUUCCACCAGCAGCAAGAAAGACCAGCAGUACGAUUUACUUCAAAAUUGGCAAAUAUUUAUCAAUAACUAUUUGUAUAAAACACAAAAAUGGCUUGCUUAAGCAACGCAAUCUAGGCUUGGAACAUCCAAAUUAGACCACCUUACUGGUAGGGUUCUCAUAGUGGAAGAGAAGAGAACAGAGAGUUUGGUAACCCUUCCUCCCAAGGUGAGGAGAUGUGACCUAGUAAAGCCUGGUAGCACAGCUUACUUUAUGGUCUUAACCCCUUCAUGCAUUAAUUAGGGUUAAACAUGGUGGUUAUAUGAUGCUAGAUUUAUCACACAGUCCGUCUCCGUCCCCCCGCAACUCCAACAGGUUUGGGAUGAGAGGGCUGUUCUGCCUGUCUAGCCCAACUUAUCCCAUGCAAGAUGGAAACCUGUUUCUCACCUUUUGCCUGAAACCUCUUAAUACCUCUGUUAACAAACUGCAGCUCCCAGAAUUCUCUGGGGGAAGCCAUGAAUGGUUGUAGUAGUAUCAUAGCACUUAAAAUGGAUGGUGUGAACAUGGGCCUAGCUUGCCUAGUCUAUACCAGUCUGGUGGUCUCCUGAUGAUUUGGGCUACAACUCCCAUCAGUAUUGUCUACUCUUCACGGAGGAAUUUGUUCUUCUUCUGUAUUCCAGAAACAGAACGAUUCGUGUGGUCUGCCUCCCAAGCUUCCCCCCUCCAAAAGAUCUUUAUUGGAAGUACCUGGAUUUGACCACCUUCUUUCUCCUGUAUCUCCUGCCCCUGUCGGUAAUCUCCAUCGCUUACACAGUGGUUGCCAAGAAAAUCUGGAUGCGGAACGCCAUUGGUGAUGUGACCAUGGAGCAGUACUAUGCUCACCAGAGGAAGAAGAAGAUGACUCUGAAGAUGCUGAUGGUGGUCGUGCUGGUCUUCGCUGUCUGCUGGUUCCCGUUAAAUUGCUACUUAGUCCUCAUGUCUAGCAAGGCCAUCCAGAGCAACAACAUCAUUUACUUCGCUUUCCAUUGGUUCGCCAUGAGCAGCACCUGCUACAACCCUUUCAUCUACUGCUGGCUGAAUGAGAACUUCCGCUCGGAGUUCAAGUCCCUGCUGCGUAUGCGCUGGAGGAAGAGGGCCUCUGGAAAUCACACCCUGCAGUUAAUAAUGGCCCCUUUCAGGCACACCUGCAGUGAGAAUUGCCCCUGCAAGCAAGGUACCAUUUCAGCAAACAAGAGGUGCAUCCCACAGGAAUUUGGUAUGGACAGAGAUAUCCAAUGUCCAGCCAAUAAUAAUGGGUAAAUGCAUCUCUGGAUCAGCCUGGUGCCCCCCAGAUAUUUUGGGCUACAACUCCUAUUAGUGUGUUGCCUGGGGCUGAAGGGAGCUGUGUGGCAAAAAUACUGUGGGGGCACCAGGCUGAUGAAAGCUGCUCUGGGAGAAUGAAUGGGUUCAGAGGGCUCCCACAGCAUUGUGUAUGGAGCUAGCCAGCCAGUACAACUCUGGGAUAUCAGCAGCUCCAUACACAGAUGCAUGGACUGUUCAGGCAUUUGAGAAACAGAGGCAUUAUUGUUUUUUGGCCUGAACUUAGUCAAUGCACUCUUGCACAAAUCAGUCACAGCUUUAGGGUGCAGCUCUCCAGGAAAGAUGUGGUGAUUUUGGUAGAAGGCAGGCAUGGCCAAACUUGGCCCUCCAGAUGUUUUGGGACUACAAUUCCCAUCAUCCCUGACCACUGGUCCUGUUAGCUAGGGAUGAUGGGAGUUGUAGUCCCAAAACACCUGGAGGGCCAAGUUUGGCCAUGCCUGGUAGAAGGGAUCAUUCUCACAAAGCACUUCUGAUUGUGGCACAGAAGCUACCAUUAGGACUGAGACUUCAUUUUCAAUCACAGGUUAGAAGGUCCCAGUCAGUAAAUUGAUGUAGAAUGCACCGUAUUUUUCGCUCUAUAAGACGCAUCAGACCACAAGACGCACCUAGUUUUUGGAGGAGGAAAACAAGAAAAAAAUAUUCUGAAUCUCAGAAGCCAGAACAGCAAGAGGGAUCGCUGCGCAGUGAAAGCAGCAAUCCCUCUUGCUGUUCUGGCUUCUGGGAUAGCUGCGCAGCCUGCAUUCGCUCCAUAAGACGCACACAAAUUUCCCCUUACUUUUUAGGAGGGAAAAAGUGAGUCUUAUAGAGCAAAAAAUACGGUAUUUCCUUAGUGCCUCGCUUGCAGGCCCAGCUACAGAUGUUUUGCCACCUUAGGCAAAACAGAAAAUGAAGUGCCUGGAGGUGGCAUGGGGGAAGCCCCUGUACAGUGAAGGGGGAGGGGGAGAAAAGAGGCCAGAGAGCAACAGGCAGUGGAGGUGGGUGGAUAGUGGUGAUGAGGAUAACAAGUGCAGGAGGCUGCAAGCAGUGUGCUCCUCAGGGCCCAGAUCUGCCGCCCCUCCUAGCGACCCCCAGCAUGCCACCUGAGGCAACUGCCUCACCGCAGCUUGUGGUGCCUCAGUUGCCACCUGACACCGGUGCAUGUUUUGAAAGUAUUUCCUGGGCUAUUAUUUGCGCACAGGAAUGCAUGCACACAAAAAGCAGCACUGGUGCAUUUUGGACCAAAGAAGGAUAGUUUCACCCCUCCUGAAAAGCAAAAAGCUCUGGUUUGGAUCCAGCUUACAUUUUGGUCAUCAGGAGGAGAGAGAUUGUGAGAGAUGAAGGCAUACACUCCAACAUUUUUGUCCCCAAAAUAGGGAAGUCAGGAGAGGCACACCUUCUGGUCCAGUGCUCUGGGAUCAUCAGCAGGAUCAUGCCAGAGCAUCUUCUGGCCCAGCACUCUGGCACGAACCUGCUGACUGACGCCAGAGUGUCUUUAGGUUUGGCGCUCUGGUGUGAGUACUUGCAUCAGAGUGUUGGACCAAAAAAAGAGGACAUUCCGGGAUCCAAACAGAAGCCAGAAUUGACUUCUGUGAUCUGGGAUGUCCUGCUUAAAGUGGGACACUUGUGGGUAUGAGAAGCUCCUACAUGCAUCUUUUCCUCUUAAACAUUGGGACCUUCAGCAGACCCUCCCUUGUUGAGGCCUGGGAACAUGUUCUUUCUAUACUUUGGAGAUGGAACAUUUUUCCUUUGGAGAGGAAAUCCAGUUUUGCAUUGUCAAAUUUUGUCAAGUUAUCAAAUUUUGGCCUGUGCUUAAAUGGCAGGAUGCUAAACAGAUCUUUGGUGAACAGGCAACUUAUUUCAGUAGGAACCAAGAGGGUGAAUUUGACUGAUGGUCGACGUUAUGAUGGAAUGCCCAUAAUUCAGGAUAAACCUGGUCUUCGAACCAACAAGGUGUGUGUUCAGUAAUCUAGGCUGCAUGGAGGCAUCUUCACAAUGCUGUAGAAGAGAUUGGUUGUUUGUAUCUGGAAGGGGUGCAGGGAGACUGAAUCUUUCACUUCAUCCUUUUCCCUUAACAGCUGGUAAGUGUGAUUUCUGAUUCUGGAAGAAGCCUCUAUUUCUUAAUGUAUAGGGGAGAAGAAACCAUGGAUGCCACCCCUGUUUACAUGCAUGGUUCUUCAUCAAGCCUGAAAUUCACAGGAGUUGCCAGCAGGAUAUUCUGUGCCUGCUACACUGUAGAUAGUUUGGAUCAUCCAACUAGCUCAUGAAACGGGGUACAUGUCAUAUACAAGUUUGUGCCCUGUUUUGUGUGCCUACUGGAAGGCCCCAAAAUAAACCAGUCACUACAAGUGUAUGAUAAACAACAAAAAUGUGAGCAUUUGGAACUUUCCCCAUAAUUGCAUUUCCAUGCUUGAAAGUGCUUAACCUGUUGAAUUGCUGCCUGCCACACAGCUGUUAAAGGUACAAGAACCCUGCUUUCUCCCAGUGCCAACCCUAAACCAUGCCCUGUACAUACAUCAAAGUAAGUCCCAUUGAUCACGGAGACUUAUUGCUGAGUAGACAUGUUUACCAUUCUAUUGUUUGUUAACUAUAUAGUGAAUUUUUAAGAGUGACUGGACUUCAGCUCCUGCAUAGUAGGAGAUAAGCCUAUGCCCUUUUUCUGGACAAAGUUUUCACAUUUUGCUUUUGCCAUUUCAGGGAAGAGCGGUUCUUUGACCUUCACUUGCACUCAUUGUGUGUAAUAGUAUUUGCAGGAAAUAUCUUCUAGGGUGUAUUGUAUCUGAAUCCACUGCAGAAAAGAUGCAUCCUGUUUUUCUAGGAAAAAAGAAGGGCAGAGAAGAGAGAGAGAGCAAAGGACUGGGGAAAGAAAUGAGACCAGGGCAGGAAAAGUGGAUGAAAGUGGAGAGCUAAAGAGCAGCUCUUUAGGUGCCCAAACAACUCACUCAUCAGUAACAACUCUUGACUUUACUCAUCAGCUAAAAACACUACCAGGCAGGCCCACUUCACAGAAAUCGUUUAGAAGGGCACCUAAACAUUUUGCUUUAUAACUUUCAUUCUAGUAGACUAGAGACUUACUUUGAAAUAGAAAAAGAAAAAUGGAAGCCCCAGGGGCUGUGUAUUUUGUACACUAGUGUGCCCUAUACCCACCUCUAGGUGGUGCUUCUGCACAUACUAUCUUUGCGCACAUAUGCUCCCUUGCUGGAUGAAGACACAAGUUUGUGGAUAGAUCAAUGGUUUUCUGUUAACCCUUGCAGAAAGUUAGACCUUACACUGUGGCUCAUCACUUUUGCUAACUGUCAUCCUUUCCUAAAUAAGAUUAAAGUAGUUUCAGAGAAAGAAAUCUUAUUUGGUCCCCCCUUUUUUUUUUACUUCCAUCUGUCUGGUUUGCAGGAACGAGAAUGGCUGUUGUUUUAUGUUUAUAUAUAUUUUUUGAAGCAUUUUUACCUUACUCUUCAGGCAAAAGAAGACCCCUCAGGAUAGUUUGCAAAGAUCAGUAAUAAGACAACUCCUGCCCUCAGGCUUGCAGCCUAAAAGGUACAGCAUAAAAGGAAAAGCGGUUGGGGAAGAGGAAGAGGAAGGGAGGGAAAGCAACACUUGGGGUACUAGUUCUAAAAUACCUUUUUUAAAAAAGAAAAAGUCUAGCUGGGAUGGAGACAGUUCAGGGAGAGAAGGAGAGAGUCCUUCAGCUGAGCUGGUGAAGUGGCUCUGCCCUCUGCUUCAACCUGAUGAAAUGGUUGCUGGUGGAGUCCCCAACUGCCUCAUGUUGUUUUAAAUAGUUUUGAAUGUUGUAUUGUUAUGCUGCAACCUUCCCUAGGACCAUAGAGUGAAGGGCAGGUAAUCAAUUAAUGAUGAUGAUGAUGUUCAAAUCAUGUUCAGUACAGGCAGACCUGUUGCAAGCUCUAGGAUUUGCAGUCAGUUGAAGUGGUUUACUGACAAAGAACUGACAAAAUUUUAAAAUCACAGUAGCAUACAUAACAUACUUUAAAUAUUAUAUUUAAUGUGCAAUAUAUAUCUAUAAAGAGUUAGUUCCGUGAUUUUAAAGAGUCACUUGUAGAACGAACAUUUUUGUGAAAGGAACACAAAAUACAAUAAGAUUUGAACAUUAGGGGGGAAAUCCAGUAUUUCAGAGCCAGCCAGUGCAAGGCAUCGCAAAAGAUCACAGAAUUCUGGGCACUGUAAAAUUCACUUCAUAAAUAGCUCAGGUAGAAAUUUGCAGUUGAAAUUUGCUACUUUUUCAAAUUAAUGAGUCAAAUUAGCAACACUAAUCUGGCAUUUUAAAUGUAUGAAAAUGAGUAACUGUUCAAACAAAACAUGAUUCAUUAUCACUCAUGAAGCAGAAAUUGAUUGCUAUAAGACCAUGAUAUUCCCAGUAUGCGCCAGAUAUUCUUCCUGUUCCAAAAAACCCCAAAGUAAUUGCAGUUAGUAUGAAAUAAUAUAAUUUGGUGAGUCCCAUCUUACCAUGUGCACAAGUUUAAUCAUAUCCAGGGCAUCUCUUCUCAGAGAUCUGUUAACAGAAUUAGUAAAAUACAAACUAAUCUGGAAAACAAACUCAUAUAGAUGUAAUUCUUUAUCAGGUGCAUAAUUUUCUUUAUUUCUUUAGGUGCUGGAAUGGAAACCACAGAUAUGUCGAUUGAUCUCACCACCACUUCUGUAGUGCUGCAACACUGGCCACCACACUCCAAAAAAAUUAAGAACCCAAUCUUCUUUUUUCAAAACACAGCUGUCUCCUACCAUCAGGUGUCUUUAACAACAUUGAAACACACAAGUUCUCAUUAGGUGAGCAGAGGGCUGAUGCCACAGACCUAGCGGCGGAUCUACACUUGUCGUUUACAACUUUAAAAAGUAUUAUUGAAAUGUAACACCAGAGGGUGCUGCAGAGCAGCAAGCCACCAGCAAAGAGAAACUGCCAUUAAAUGUUAUAGAAUGUUAUUUUUAAUAAUGUUUAGAUGAUCAAUGUAGAUCCAGCGCUAGAACCCCACCCCAGCUGAUGCUCUUGUCUAGAAGAUCUUAGAUCAGUGGUUCCCUGAGGGUGGUAGGAUUACCUAGGGGGUGCCAAGAGGCAGGGGAACAGCACACAGUCAGUGUAGGUGGGUCACUCUGAGCGCAUUGAUUGCUUCUUUACGAUUGACCAGGCUAGAGUCUAGAGUGAAAUACCACCCUUGCUUUUAGCUUAAAGCUCUACUGCUCUUGUCGCUUUCAAAGCUAUUUUGUUUGGUCACUUUUGUAUGUACGAUUCUUGCUGCUACAAGAUAGCCAAUUAUUGGUAAUAGUUAUUUAUUUUCUUAUAAAUUAGUUACCGUGCAUAUGUGCAAGGUGAAGGUUUGUGUGUGUUUGGUAAGGAGUAAUAUAUAAACAUUUUAUGCUAUAGAUUUCCUUCGUCAUGCUUUUGUUGGUAACAAUGCAUAGAAAUAUUUCUCAUGAAAUAUUCAUUGCUGCAUAUUCUUGUUUUAGCCUCAAGAAUAGAUCAGAGCAUAUAUUUGUGUUGUGUCACAAACUCAUGAUUGUAAGCCCAUCCAUCAUAUUAAUAAUUUACUGAAGUUGUGAAGUAGUUACUAAAUGUUGUAUCUAAGACUCUUGCUAAAUGACAAUCAGGCUCUGAAAAGCUGUUAUCACUGGAUCAAGUUAAUCAAUAUUGUGAAAUUGUUUUUAAUUGGAUCGUGAAUAAAUGUGCAAUUGAA